Pieris napi is the source of this 5050-nucleotide messenger RNA. It is a transcript of the gene SPoCk, whose product is annotated as calcium-transporting ATPase type 2C member 1. Bases 168 to 3041 code for a protein of 957 amino acids. The record is from RefSeq and is a predicted model, not a curated record. Gene Ontology annotation, biological process: manganese ion transport; intracellular calcium ion homeostasis; calcium ion transmembrane transport. Gene Ontology annotation, molecular function: ATP hydrolysis activity; ATP binding; P-type calcium transporter activity. NCBI's taxonomy places the organism in Eukaryota, Metazoa, Arthropoda, Insecta, Lepidoptera, Pieridae. The transcript is spliced from 19 exons. Gene Ontology annotation, cellular component: plasma membrane; endoplasmic reticulum; Golgi membrane.
GCAUCGCAGUGUUUCGUGAUCAUGUUGUGCUAAUUACAUAGUCCACGUAGAGUGGAAAAACGCUGAAUAUUUAAUUCAGUAAAAGAAAAAUAUCUAGUGUGUUGGACGUGUGUUGUGUAAUGUAAAAAUGCAUGGUUGUAAGUUAAUUGUACUGUGAAUUCAAUCUCAUGUUUCGCCGUACGAAAAAUGAUGGAUUGCAAGAUUAUGUUCAAGUCCCGCUUUGGGAUACCCCGGAAACGGAAAAAAAGUAUAGUAAAACUCAUUCAAACCCGGAGGAGACUGGAGUACAAGGAUUGAGUGACGUCGGCGUAGGCGCAGGAGACAUGUGGAUCAGCGCUGUUGAGAGUUCUAUUCUUAGCUGGGAGGAGGUGGCUGAUCGUCUGCAGGUGGAAGUCAGGCGAGGUCUAUCAUGGCGAGACGCAAAUGAUCGCAUGAACUUCGUGGGUCCCAACGAGUUCCAGGUGAAAGAGGAAGAUCCAUUAUGGAAGAAGUACAUCGAGCAGUUCCAGAACCCUUUGAUACUUCUGUUGUUAGGCUCCGCUGUCGUAAGCAUUUGUAUGAAGCAAUUCGAUGAUGCGGUGUCUAUAACAGUGGCAAUUAUGAUCGUGGUAACGGUGGCCUUCGUUCAGGAGUAUCGAUCUGAGAAAUCCCUUGAAGAACUGAAUAAGCUUGUCCCGCCCAGUUGCAAUUGCCUCCGCGAAGGUAGCCUCGAACAUUUUCUGGCAAGAAACCUAGUACCAGGCGACAUAGUGCAUCUGAAUGUUGGCGAUCGGGUACCAGCUGAUCUACGACUGUUUGAAUCGUCUGAUUUGGCCAUUGAUGAAUCGUCAUUUACUGGUGAAACAGAACCAGCAGUGAAAAGUGUUCUGCCGAAUAAAGCAUCCGCUGGAAGGGUGAACAAAGACAACAUUGCGUUUAUGGGGACGCUGGUUAGGUGUGGGAAUGCUAAGGGCAUAGUAGUAAGCACUGGCGAGCGAUCUGAAUUCGGUGAUAUAUUCCGUAUGAUGCAAGCCGAGGAAGCACCAAAAACACCUCUUCAGCGAUCCAUGGAUACUCUUGGAGCACAAUUAUCGCUGUACAGCUUCUGCAUCAUUGGCUUCAUCAUGGUGGCUGGGUGGCUUCAGGGCAAGGCUUUGCAGGAGAUGUUCACUAUUGGAGUCAGUUUGGCCGUGGCUGCCAUACCAGAAGGUCUGCCCAUAGUGGUAACAGUGACACUAGCACUAGGAGUGAUGCGUAUGGCCAAACGGAACGCGAUUGUCAAAAAACUACCCACAGUUGAGACUCUUGGAUGUGUCAAUGUCAUUUGCAGUGACAAGACAGGUACCCUUACAAAGAAUGAAAUGACAGUGACAACACUUUCAACGUCCGGGGGACAUAUAGCCGAAGUGUCAGGUUCGGGAUACAACUCCAAAGGGGACAUUCAGCUAAGAGCUUAUAAAGGACGAGACCUGGAUAUUGCCAGGAUGGGAGUCAAUAGUAUGCUGGAGGUUGGUAUAUUAUGCAACAACGCACACAUAAGGGAUGAAAUAUUGUUCGGACAACCCACAGAGGGCGCUAUACUUGCGUGUGCGCUUAAAAACAAUAUGGAGGAUAUACGUGAAACUUAUACACGCCUGAACGAGAUACCGUAUAGCUCUGAAACAAAGAUGAUGGUGGUUAAAUGUGCUCCCAAAUUUAACGACGGGCAACACAAAGAAGAGGUAUUCGUUAAGGGGGCAAUUGAGAAUGUGUUGCCACUUUGCACACAUUACAUAGACAGUGCUGGCAACUAUGCAGUUAUGAGUAAAGAGAAACAGACCGACUUUAUGAAUGAGGCUUAUAAUAUCGCUAGGAUGGGUCUACGUAUAAUCGCGUUAUGUCGCGGUAGCAGUCUUGAAUCGUUAACGUAUACGGGCGUGUGCGGAGUCUGCGAUCCGCCCCGCGAGUCCGCUCGUACGGCCAUCGCUGCCUUACGAAGAUCUCAAGUGCAGGUCAAGAUGGUCACUGGGGACGCCAGGCCUACUGCCCUUGCUGUUGGACAAAUGGUGGGCUUGGAUGUUCUCCAUUCGCAGUCCCUGUCUGGAGAACAGCUAGAUUCAAUGUCUGAUGAUGAACUGGAUGCAAUCAUAGAUACCGUGAGCGUGUUUUACCGAGUGACGCCAAAGCACAAGUUAUGCAUCGUGAAAUCUCUUCAACGGCUUGGGAAUAUAGUUGGAAUGACGGGUGAUGGGGUAAAUGACGGUGUGGCGUUGAAACGCGCGGAUAUCGGGAUAGCGAUGGGAAAAAACGGAACGGACGUGUGCAAAGAAGCCGCCGACAUGAUACUUGUUGAUGACGAUUUUGCUACUAUUAUAUCCGCAAUCGAAGAAGGAAAGUGCAUAUUCUACAAUAUACGGAACUUCGUGCGUUUCCAACUGUCAACAUCAAUCGCUGCGUUGUCGCUUAUCGCUCUCGCUACUCUCAUGGGCAUACCUAAUCCGCUCAACGCCAUGCAAAUAUUGUGGAUUAAUAUUAUUAUGGACGGUCCCCCAGCUCAGUCGCUGGGAGUAGAACCUGUAGACCACGAGGUCUUAAAACGCAAACCACGCGACACAUCACGACGGAUCCUCUCCCGCGCAGUACUUGGCUCAGUACUGCUGUCCGCUGCCAUCAUCAUAGCUGGGACUUUGUGGGUGUUUAAUAGGGAGAUGUCCGACAACAAAAUAACCCCCCGCGAUACGACGAUGACAUUCACAUGUUUCGUCUUGUUCGACAUGUUCAAUGCCCUGUCGUGUCGUUCGCAGACCAAGUCGAUAUUCGAAGUGGGACUAUUCUCUAACAAAAUGUUCCUGAUAGCGGUGACGCUAAGUUUGAUAGGACAAAUGCUUGUCAUAUACUUCCCGCCGUUACAAAGGGUGUUCCAGACUGAAGCGCUUACUGGACAUGAUCUGAUAUUCCUCGUGUGCUUGACGUCAAGCGUGUUCAUAGUGAGCGAAGCUAAAAAACUAAUAGAGCGUACGAUCAAGAGGCGAUCCUUCCCAAAGUUUUCGACGAAGGCCCGCGAUGCGAUGGAUUUUGUAUGACAGGAGCCCGAGAAAAUGGAUUAGGCGAGUCUGACAUGUGUCACGCUGACACCUGUCAGUAUGAGGCGCGUGACAGUGGCUGUCAGUCUGACGCGGCCCGACAUGACGUAUGUCAAGCCGAAACGCGUCAGUCUGGCAGCAGUCGCGCCUUCGUUGUGUUAGAUCUGCAGGACAGUAACGAAGACGCUAAGCGUCAUAGAAAGUUUAAACUGUGCAAACACUUAUUUAAAACUAAUAAUUAUGACCCAGUGAAUGACUCGUGUAUAAGUGAUACCCGUUUUAGUAAAAAAAGACAAAUUGUGUCGAGGUCGUGUCAAACAGACCAGUUGGAUAACGUUGUAUGGAUGCUUGAUGAGUGUGAUAUCGAUAGACCAAUAUUUGUUAGACGAAAAUCGACUAAGCGUGACAAACACAGGAACCAAGCUAAAGAAUUUAAGUCUGAGAAAUCAGAUGUGACCAGUAAAAGUGAAAGCAAAGACCCCCUCUCUCAUUCAGUUGCCAUUAAUCUGUCAUUAACGCCACAGUCAGGACCAAAUUCUUUGAUUGAUGAAGCUAUGACGUCAAAUGAGAGCUGUCAGACGUCUUUCAUCGAUACACGUGUGACAAAUGAAACAUGUCACAAUGUGAUGUUUGAAGUCCCGUUAGGACCUCUAGAGGGUCCAUCUGACAGAUGUCAGAUCAUUGACACACCGUUGACAGGUAGGCCUAAAGACCGAGAGAGCGAUAAAUCGGAUCAAGGACCAUUUGCUAUUUACGAUGGCAAAAUUAAUAUUCCAAUGCGUUUUUAAUGUUAAACAUUAUUAGAUGUAUAAUUUUUUUUUACACUUUCAAUAUUAAUUGCUUAAUCGGUUUUUGUUGUAAGAAUGGAUCAAAUAAUAUUAGAUUAGUGGAAUAUUAUAAAUAAGGUCUACGUUUUAAUGUCUAGUUGUUAGGGAGCGUUCAAGUAUUACGUCACGUAAUUUUUGAAGAUUGACACACACACACACACACACACACCUUUUAACGCGCCGUAACGUUUUUCUGUACCCUAGUAUAGUACUGUUCUCAAGUAUACUAAAACGUUUCGUGACCAGCUAGUGACUCUUUACACCUAAAAGUUACCAUUAUGUGGUGUAAAGUACUGGAAAGUCGAAAAUAUAGUCGUAAUUCAAUCCACGCCCCGCAUAGUAUCUUUUUACAAAAGGCCCCCCCCCCCCCCCCAAAAUUCGUAACGUAAUACUUGAACGCUCCCUUACCUGUCUUCACUGUAAUUUAACUUUCCAACUCAAAUUUAGGGCCUAUAUAAAACGUCUUAACUCAAAAUCCAUUUAGUUCUGUCAAAUAAACUGUUUGACAGAUGCUAAAAUUAGAUUUGAGGUUACGAUUUACAAUACAGGCCUAAAUUUGUUUUAUCUAGUUAUGAAGGUUCUGUAUUAAAAAAAAAAAAAUCCUAUAGCACCGCUUAAGAGUAACUGUCUCUUUUCAUCACAGCGUAAACACGAUGUAAUAGAAAGAGACAACAGAUUAGAUACAUUUAGUUAAUAAGGGAGUAAAAAUUUAAGUCUCCGGGCAUUUUGUAUCGCAGUAUUGUGACUUAAGUUUAAUAAGGUGACUUUUUAAUUCCUACGCUUAUUUUGAUAUUAUAUUUUCUAGUUAAUUUAUGCUUCUAAUGAAAAAAAAAACCUUUUAAACGCCUCUUUAGUGUUUAUGACACAUUGAAUGUGUGCUUGGAGGUGCUAGGUUUGAUUUAAAAGUUUUUUUAUUUCGGGUAUAAUUCCAUGACUACGUUUGAUAUCUAGAUUUUUUUAAAGUAUCAGAUUUAUUUUAUUUUUGAACUUGCUCGUUAUAUAUCGAUAUCUUGUCUAUGGAUGAAUUGGCUCUAAUUUUUUUAGUGCAUAUAAUAAUGUAAAGUACAGUUUAAUGUAGUUUAAUUGCCAGUGUAUAAAGCUUUCAUUAUUGUAAAUAUUAUUAUUUUAAAUCGAUAUUAUUUAUAUAUGUAUCCUAUUUAUUCCAUAAAAACUAGAAAUAUU